This is a messenger RNA of Bombina bombina (fire-bellied toad), 2329 nucleotides long. RefSeq lists its product as uncharacterized. Lineage: Eukaryota; Metazoa; Chordata; Amphibia; Anura; Bombinatoridae. The record is from RefSeq and is a predicted model, not a curated record. Bases 208 to 1722 code for a protein of 504 amino acids. The transcript has 8 exons.
CUUCCAGUUCAUCUCAGCAGCCUGAGGUUGGAGACAGGAAUCCCAGUCGUGCUGCACAGUCUGUAUGAGGAGCAGAGCAUGGACCCCGAGCAGGGACCCUGAUAACAGACUUGGGGUUACCUACACUAACCUGCUGCGUCCUGAGCUAAUGGGACAGUUUGUUCCUGGGGCACACCGUCACCACAGCUUCCAGUGACACAGGCCACAAUGUUUAACUGGCACAAAACAUUUAAGCUCAUGCCACCCUGGAGAAGAGGGAAGAAGACAGAAUCAUCAGAGGGUGAAGUGGUGCUGACUCAUAUGAAGAAGCUAAAAAAUGGAAAUGACAAUAAACUGGUAGAAGGUCCGGGUCUGACUGCACACAUGCUUCUUCAGGCUGGCGUGUCUAAUGAUUUGCCUAUUGCAGAAGAACAGCCCAAGUUAAUGUAUGAGAAUCGUGUCAGUGAACUGGGGGCCACAGGCUCACUUUGUCGCUUGUAUAAGUUUGAGUCAGAGGAUUCUGGGGUGGAGAUACAAAGCAGAGCCAAUUCCCCGUCCAGCCCAAAAGGUUCUGAAAAGAGCUUUGUGGUUCACAGUAGGGAUUCCUCAUGUGACUCUGGUGUCCUCAGCGCUUCUUCCUCCCCUACAGUGUGUCACCUGGAGAUGUGUAGGGACCCAGACCGCACGUUCCUCUCGGAUGCUGAUCUCACUGCUAAGGGAGAUCCACAAACAUCAGUGGAAGAUUUCAUUAAUUGCCAAGAUGAAAAUCUAGACUUGUCCAUUUAUAAUAAGCAGAACUGCUAUGAGCACAAAGUUGCCCCAGAGGAGUUAUCAAGGCCAGAACACAGCUCUGUGCUGGGUAAGAACAGCAAUGUGAUGGCAGAUUUUUACCAGGACACAUUUGAUGAUAUUGAUGACUUGCACCACGAACUAAGAAGGUACCCAACAAGUGACAGCCUGGAUCAGUAUAUGGACGAGUGCUGCCGGCUCAGUGAGGUGAAUCAGGGAGCUACAAAAGUCCUGGGCUCAGGGUUUGGAUACCUGGAACAUAUCUGUCAGCUGAUAGAGAAGCUUGGGCAGCUGCAGGAGCACAACUUGAGGCUACAGAAACAAAUAUUCACCCUGCAAAAGGAGGACAAGAUGAAGCAGAUGAGAGAGGAGUACUUCGGCCAUCACUGCUCCUGUGGGGCUGCAAGUGUUCUGCUCAGCUCAUAUCUUGAGGUUAAAAAUCAUUUUGCUGUGAAGAGGAACCGGCCUCACAGUAUGUUUGUCCAGAGUGGGAAUCAGUCCGACCUUUCCAUGAUACCAGAAAUCACUGUGAACCCAGACAAAUUCUGCUUCAGAGGAACUCCUGGGCAUAUCGAUGGAAGAAACAGCCCAUCCAUCCUGAGGUUUAGGAAACCACUGAAUAAAAUAAAAUAUGAAGAAAGUGAGUCUAAGCAAGUAUGGGAACGAGAUGACGGGGGGACACAGCUGCAGCAGAACGUAAAAAAGCUUGAUAUCCCCCCUUGGGGACGUGUCAGAGACCUUCUAAAGAAAACCAAGACCAGGAACCAGAACAAGCUCGGAUUAACAUCCACGUCGCUGAAGAGAUCUUGUCCGCAGCUGUACAGGCCAGACCCUGCGCCUCACAACAUUAAGAGGAAAGAAAGAAAUUCCAUGAUUAUUCUGGGGCAGAAUCCAAAGAGAGAGUGUGCCUGGACCAGUCUGUAUGUGCUAAACAGGAAGGAAGAGGACAUGUGAGUCUGCAAACAGAGGUGACAAUGAGAAGUGAAGGUGUACGCAGGAUAGGGCAUGAGUGGGCAAUGUGUCUGUAGCUAUUUGUUCUGUGACAGGUGUGGGCUGAAGCUGCUAUUUAUUACUGAACAUGUAUUUUACACAUUAUAAAGGGACAAAACCUCACGUUACACAAGUAUUUUGUCUUUCAUUUUUUAAGACCGGACUCUGCAGGUGUGAAGUCGCUAACUCUCUAAACAAUACCGCGGCCCCUGGCUAAAUGACCAUCAGACAAUCGCCAGAAUGCUCAGUGGCACACUGGGCCCGGCCCUGGCAGCUGCUCAUGUUCAGCCUGAGUUACUGUAAAUCAUGCAGUCUAGAGCGGGUGACACUGUACUCAUUCUAUUAAUCUUUCUGGUUCUCAGUUCAGAAAGUGUUGCAAAUAGAAUUGUAUUCAAUUGUUGUUAUGUGAUUUCCAUUCCAUAUUUUUUUUAUAAACCUCAUACUCCAUUUAUAACACUAUAUGCCAUAUAUGACCUCUGUGUAUCAUUUUGUAUUUAUAUACUGUAUCAACCUUUAUUUUUUAAAGUCUUUAAGAAGUUUAAUAAAGUUAUCUAUGAAUUUAUGGAAACAA